AGAUGGCAGAAAUUUUUUAAAUCCAGAUUUUUCAAGAGUUUGGGAAAUCAAGCAAAUUUAUAUUUCACUGUAUUCUUUGUGAUUUUGGUGUUAUUUUUUCUUGAUUCUAUUAGAGAAACUCAUAAAUAUGGAGAAGGGAGACAGCAAGAACAAGAACAUGGCCAUUUAGAUGCUGAAUUACAACAGAGCAUGAGGCUCUUCAGAGCUCAGCGUAACUUUUAUAUUGCUGGUUUUGCAUUAUUUUUAUCAUUGGUUAUCAGACGUCUUGUUAUCUUGAUUUCUGCUCAGGCUACACUUAUAGCUAGAUGUGAUGCUUCAAUGAAACAAGCACAAAGUGCAACAGAUGCUGCUGAAAAAUUAAUGAAAGAAAAAGAACAGAGAGAGAAAGAAGAUGGAGAUAGAGCUGAAAAUGAAGGAAAUGUAAAGAGAGAGAAACAAGAAAUAGAAAUUCAGACAUUAAAAGAAGAACUGAAAAAAACUAAAGAUGAGCUUAGUUACACUAAAAAGGAUUUUGAAGCACUGAAAAGCCAAGCUGAAUCAAAUAGUAAAGCUUAUGAUGAUUUAAUGAAAGAAUACACUCAAGUGGAAGAAAGGAUGAAAGAAGUUUCUGGUCAAACAGUGAAUAAGAAGAGCGAAUAAAACAUUUCAUUCUUACUGCAUAAUUUUCAUUCUAUGCUGCUAAGUAUUCUCAAUGUUAAUUUUAUA
Molecule: messenger RNA, 705 nt
Organism: Centruroides sculpturatus (bark scorpion)
Lineage: Eukaryota; Metazoa; Arthropoda; Arachnida; Scorpiones; Buthidae
Product: B-cell receptor-associated protein 31-like
Exons: 6
Coding region: 190-639 (149 amino acids)
Biological process (GO): endoplasmic reticulum to Golgi vesicle-mediated transport; intracellular protein transport
Cellular component (GO): endoplasmic reticulum membrane; endoplasmic reticulum
Source: RefSeq, a predicted model, not a curated record